AUGGUUCGUUGUUCAAUUAAACGUUUAAUUAAAACAAUAAUUAUUCUUGUAAUUCUAAUAGUAAUAUUUAAAAAUUUACUUUCAUAUUCUCAUCAAUCUAACGUAAAUAAAUUCGAAUUCAAACAAAAAUCUUCAAUUAUUUUUAUUGUUUCAUCAUACCGUUCGAAAACUAUUCAACGUUUAUUUUUAUUUUUAAAUGAACUCCAUUUAUCGUAUAUUGAAUAUAAAACGAUUGAUGAAAAAUUCUAUAAUGAUUUAACAACUCAUAUUCCAUCAAUGAUUAUUCUUGAUCGUAUACCAAAUAGUAAUUCUUAUAAUUUUAUAAAUCAAUAUCAAAUUAGUUUAUUAAUAUUAUUAAAUAAUCAAUGUCACAAUUGUAUAUCAAUAAAAUAUUCUCAAAUGUUAUUUGAAAAUAUUAGUUAUCCAACAAUUGAUUUCAAUCGAGAAGAAUUAAAACCCAUUAUUCAUACAAUACAAAGUCCAUUUAAAAUUAAACAAUCAAAUAAAAUUAUUAGAUUAUUACGUUUUGAGAAAAUUUUACCAUAUUUUUUUCAUUUUCAUGGACUUCAUGAUCAAUGUGUUAGUCUUCCAAUCGAUAAAGAUAACUUAAUAAAUACAAUAAUCUAUGUAGAAAAUAAAAUAACAUUUGAAAAAAUUAAUUUAAUGAUUAUAUCAAAAGAAAAACAAAUUUAUUUAUCUGAAUGUCUUUAUCAUCAUUGGUUUAUUUGGCCAUUAAUGAUGGAUAUAUUUAGAUAUUUAACUUCGAAUGUAUAUGAUUAUUAUGGAUUGAAUCGAUAUAUUCAAAUUGAUAUUGAUGAUAUAUUUUUAGGAAGUAAAUCUCAGGAUCGUUUAAAAUCAGAUGAUAUUCAAGCAUUAAUUCGUUCACAAUUGUUUAUUCAAAAUUAUGUAUCAAAUUUUCGUUAUCGACUUGGAUUUUCUGGUUAUUAUUAUGAUUUAGGGAAUGAUGAAGAUAACCAAGGUGAUCGUUUAUUGAUUAAAGAAAAAGAUAAAUUUAUUUGGUUUCAUCACACAUGGAAACAUGAAAAAUUAACAAAUGUUUAUGAUAAAAUUUCAUUGAUUAGUUCAACAAAAAUGAAUAUAGAUUUUGCACAAAAAUACAACUUACCGUUAGAUCCGAACUAUGCCGUAGCACCUCAUCAUACAGGUAUCUAUCCAAUCAAUCCCAUACUUUAUGAUAUCUGGCAUCGUAUUAUCAAUUUCAACGUAACAAGUACACUAAAUUAUCCAUAUCAUUAUAUGUCUCCAUCAAAUCGUCGUGGUUUCAUUUAUAAAGGUCUCUCUGUACUACCACGACAAUCAUGUAGUUUAUAUACAACAACACGAAAUUAUACGAAUUAUCCAAAUGGUAGUCAUCGCUUAGAACAAUAUUUAAUGGGUGGUAAAUUAUUUCGAAUAAUUUUAACAAAUCCAAUUUCAAUAUUUAUGUCACAUAAUAUUAAUUAUGGUCAUGAUCGUUUGGGUAAUUAUGUAUUUUCUAAACUUAUUUAUUUAAUAUCAAAAUGGACAAGAAUUAAAUUUUCUAAUGAUUUGUCAACAUCUGAAUUAGCUCGAAAAUAUUUUUAUGAUUUUUAUCCAGAUGAACAAUUGCCAAUAUUCACAAAUCCAUGCCAUGAUCAAAUGUUGAUGAAUCUUUGGAAUGGAAAUCGUUCACUAUGUCGAAUAUUUCCACAAUUUUUGAUUGUUGGUCCACAAAAAACAGGUACUACGGCGUUAUAUAGUAUGCUUUCUCAACAUCCAGAUUUACAUCCAUCAAAAAGAAAUUUCAUAACUUAUGAAGAAUUGCAAUUUUUUAGUAAUGAUACAACCUAUUUAAACGGUAUUAAUUGGUAUUUAAAUCAAUUUGAUUCGGAUAGCAUUGAUUCUAAAUGGUCAAUGAAUUUUGAAAAAUCAGCAACUUAUUUUGAUUCUAUGUUAGCUAUGAAACGUAUUAAAGCAUUGCUACCGAAUAUUCGUUUGAUAAUGAUGCUUACAGAACCUGGUACUCGUGCUUAUUCACGAUAUCAACAUGAAAUUGCUCGAACUAAUCAAACAAUUAAUUUUGAUAAUUUAUUACAAUUAAAUGACAGUCAUAAUUCAAAUCAAUUUCAUUUAAAAGAACGUUGUCUUCAACCUGGUCAUUAUGCUGAACAUAUUCGUCAAUGGUUAAACUAUUUUCCAUCAAAACAAAUUUAUAUCAUUGAUGGUGAUGCAUUUCGUUAUGAUCCUCGUACAAUUCUUAAUGAUAUUCAAAUAGCAUUUCUACAAUUAAAAAAUCCAAUAAAUUCAUCAAAACUAGUCAAAUUUAAUACGAAAAAAGGUUUUUUUUGUCCAAUAUCAAAGAAAAAUCAUUUUCAUUGUCUUGGAAAUAGUAAAGGACGUCAAUAUGAAAAAAUGUCGUCUUAUGCACGUGAAUAUUUAAAUAAUUAUUAUUUAUUACAUAAUCAAAAAUUAAUAAAACUUCUUAGAAAUAAUAAUUAUUCAUUACCAUCAUGGUUAACAUUUUUUAAUCGAAUACAAUUAACAAAAAGAUGUUUUUCUUUAUCAAAUAUUUGUCAUACUGCUGAAGGACGAAUGGGUUAUCCUAAUGAAAGAUAUGAGCCAACGACAAUAGCAGCAUUAGAUAAAGAAAAUAAAAAUUUACCAUUAAUAACUGGUUUAUAUGAAGAUGGCUUUAUGAUUGCUGGACAAGAUAGAAUUGUUGGAGCAAUUUUUUCCUUUCCUAGACAAAUUAUUUGUUGGAAUGUUUAUUCACCAGAACAAAUAACACCUGAAUCUUUAGCUUUACUAGAAGUAGUGCAACCUCGUCCAGAAAUUUUUGUUUUGGGUAUUGGUUCACGUACAAAUAAAAUUCCUCCUGAAACCAUUCAAUUUAUACGUUCAUUAAAAAUUGGUUUUGAAAUAUUACCAACAACACAAGCAUGUGAAACAUUUAAUUUUCUAUUAACUGAUAAUCGUCUUGUUUAUGCUGGAUUUUUUCCUCAAAAGGAUCUUACUGAUCAAAAUUAUGGUUUAAGAAAAGCUAUUGCACAUAGUCAAUUGUAUGAAAAAGAUGAAGAAUAUAUUAAAAAAGAUUUGCUAAAAGAUACAUAUGAUGUUAUGCUAAAAGCUCAUCGAGAACGAAAAUUAUUACGUCCAUAUUCUCCACUUAGUAGACGAGAAUCUUCAGUAAAACAAGAUGAUGAUACUAAUGUGCAAUCAUUAACUGGUACAAGUAACAUGGAAAAAAGACCUUCAAUUAAAAACCGAGAUCAACCAGAAACAAAUAAACAAAGCUAA
Molecule: messenger RNA, 3276 nt
Organism: Rotaria sp. Silwood1
Lineage: Eukaryota; Metazoa; Rotifera; Eurotatoria; Philodinida; Philodinidae
Source: the annotation of a GenBank genome assembly